Molecule: messenger RNA, 5463 nt
Organism: Mauremys mutica (yellowpond turtle)
Lineage: Eukaryota; Metazoa; Chordata; Testudines; Geoemydidae
Product: caspase-1-like
Exons: 9
Coding region: 210-1352 (380 amino acids)
Biological process (GO): proteolysis; regulation of apoptotic process
Molecular function (GO): cysteine-type endopeptidase activity
Source: RefSeq, a predicted model, not a curated record
CAGCCGCCUACGCUGGGCUCCGAGUGGGGCUGGGCCCUGGGCUCUGUCUGGAGCCCUGACUCCCGGCCAUCCCCGCCCUGCCUGUGUGCAAGGCCCGCUCCCCUUGCACCAGCCUGAGCUUCGGGAGCGGCAGGAAGAGGAGGGGACCAGGCAUCGCUUUCACUUUCCCUUACCCAGAGCUCCUGGGAGCGGUGCCUGGGCCUGGGGCGAUGGCUGAUCGGAAGUUAAGUGACGUGCGGAUCAGGUUUGUGGAGAGCGUGAGCAAGGCCGUGAUCAGCACCCUCCUGGAUGACCUGCUGGAGAGACGGGUGCUGAACGAGGAGGAAGUGGAGGAGGUGAAGGACAGCUACAGUAAGAAGAGUGACCAAGCCAGGUGCCUGAUUGAUGGGGUGAGGAAAAAGGGUGCCAAAGCCAGCGAAAUAUUCAUCGAGCGCCUCUGCGUCAGAGAUGUCCACCUGGCCACAGAGCUGGGGCUCGGCGCCCCCUCGGGGUCUGCUGCAGAAACCCAGCAAGCGCCAUCUCAGGAAUGGAUCCAGCCCUGCCCCCGGGAAUUCGUCCAGCGGAUCCAGAAGGAGGAAGCAAAGGAGAUCUAUUCCAUCCGGGACAAGGCGACGCGAACCCGCCUGGCCCUCAUCAUCUGUAAUGUUGAGUUUGAGCGUCUCCGCAGGAGGGAUGGGGCUGACGUGGAUGUGAAAGGGAUGAAGCAGCUUCUAGAAGGGCUGGGAUACAAAGUGGAAACCCACUGCAACUUAAACGCCCAGGCCAUGGCGGAGACCCUGAAGCAGUUUGCUGCUCGGAAUGAGCACCAGACCUCGGAUAGCACCUUCCUCGUGCUCAUGUCUCAUGGCGUCAGGGCUGGCCUGUGCGGGACAAAUUGCCAAGACGAGUCCAAAGACAUCCUUCCUAUUGACACCAUCUACAGCACCUUCAACAACAAGAACUGCCAGGCACUGCUGGGAAAACCCAAAGUGAUCAUCAUUCAGGCCUGCCGUGGGGAGAACCGCGGACAGGUGUGGGUGAGUGACUCUGCAGAGCUCCCUGGAGACGGCUCCAGCCUCGCUCCGCUGCCUCCUGAAGGAUUAGAAGAUGAUGCAAGUCGCCGAAUCCACGUGGAGACCGAUUUCAUCUGUUUGCAUGCUACAACGCCAGACACUUUGUCCUGGAGAUCUCCAAAAACUGGCUCCGUCUUCAUCACCCGUCUGAUAGAGCAGCUCCGAACCAAUGCCUGCCGCUUCCCCUUGGAGGAGAUCUUCCGACAGGUCCAGUUCUCCUUUCAAGAUUUUCCUGAUCAGAUGCCCACCAAGGAAAGAACUACCAUGAUAAAAAAGUUCUACCUGUUCCCAGGUCAUUAGAACCAGCCCACAAUAAGACAGAGCAUGUCCCAUGGGGGCCCUGCCGCAGUCAGCAUCAGCACCUUCCUGAAGGACAGCGUCUGCACAUUCAGCAUUGGCACAAAGCUCCUGCUGCCUGCACACUUUCCUCUGAACUGCCAGAAGUGCCUUCAACUUCUCACCAAAGCUCCUGCCGCCUGCACGCUUUCCUCUGAACUGCCAGAAGUGCCUUCAACUUCUCACCAAAGCUCCUGCCGCCUGCACGCUUUCCUCUGAACUGCCAGAAGUGCCUUCAACUUCUCACCAAAGCUCCUGCUGCCUGCACGCUUUCCUCUGAACUGCCAGAAGUGCCUUCAACUUCUCACCAAAGCUCCUGCUGCCUGCACACGUUCCACCUGUAGCUUUCCUCUGAACUGCCAGAAGUGCCUUCAACUUCUCACCAGCCCCUUCCUUUGUGGAAGUGCCUCCUCUUUGUGACAGGACAACGGUAGCAUGAGCCUGAAGGUCCUGCUGCCACAUCUCUAUAAAAUGGCUCUUCCUAGCAAGGGACAGCAGAACCCCCCAGCUAUCUAGCUCCUACAGCACUGGCAUCCCAGAGGACUCUGUCCCUGAGAUCCAGUUCACACUCUGAUCAUUCCCCUCCGGUAGCCGGACUUUGAGUCCCCAGGACAGUCAGACAAGUGAGUCUCAGCCACAUCCUUCUUGGUAAAUAGCUGGCGUCUCCCAUUAAGGAUAGCAACAGCAGGGGCGUCUUCACUGUAGUUAGCCCAGGCUCCUGUCCCCUCCCUUCCGCAUACAAAACCCUCUCAUCUGGGCUUGCCACCCGGGUUAGCUGCCCCAGCUGAGGAUGGCUUCGAGCGUGGUGCUGCUUUCACUGGGGCUGGGAGCCUGCCCACUUUGCCGCGAGGAUGCAGCUAAAUCACUCGAGUGCUGACUGUGCACCUCUGCCUUCCCACAGUCCCUCCCAGGUGCCCAGGACAGGCGUGUCCCACUAACACGCUGGGAAAGAGUCAUGCAGCGUCUCACCUUACAGCAGCACAAAGAACCAUGGGCUUUGCCCCAAAUGCGCUAGCGACUCGCAGGGGAGCGCAGCACCAGUGUGGAUGCAGUAACUCGGUGGGGCUUUGCAACGUGGCUGCUCCCGGCCAGGUUAGACUAACCCAGUGCUCUCACCCGGGCUGACUCUGGGAACGCUCGUCUGCUGAACUCUGAGGGGAACAUGGAGUGUGGCAGCAGCCGCCUCCUCCCGCUAUCAGCGAUUCAGACCCCCUGGAAUGGAAGGGGCCUGUGUCUUUUCCCCUGACAGUGAGGCCGGGUUGACUGAGCUCACUCCAAGUCAUCCCCACUAGAUGGCAGCCAGGCUGAGCCUUGAAUAGCUGCUGUGGGGAUUUCCCAACCUCACUGAGCUGUUCGCUACCUUGUUCUCGGUCUUCGUAGUUACAGGGCCACAUUCUGCCCGGUGUCAGCUCCAGACUUCGAGUGCCGAGGCUGCAAGUGGCCCAUGAAAUUUGGGUUAGUGCUUAACCCACAUUUCUCUAUUAAAACCUAAGCCUGUUACUUCUGUCCUUGGCCGCAGUGCUGAGAGCCGAUCCCUUUCCCCAAUAGAGCAGCCCUUUCCAUCCUUAGUGAUGAGCGAGAGACACCCAUCUACACCACUGCAAGGCAAGACCAUCAGGAAGGGAGCAGGGUUCUUUGGUGUGCUCCAUGGGGGUAGAACUAGGAGUAAUGGGGUGAAGUGAUGAAAGGAGAAUUUCGCGUUGUUGCUUUCAGGGCUACUCCUAUGGCUGGGGUGAGGGAGUAAGUGACUCCUGGGACCAGAGGUGUCCUUGCCCCUCUCAGCGGUUGCGUUGAUUUCUGGGCACACUUUCUCUGGUUUCCGUCUCAUUGCCUGUGGUUACUUUUAUAGCUGGUUCACCAUGUUCUUGAAAAGCGAUGAGUGUAGGCAGGGCCGGCUCUACUGUUUUUGCCGCCCCAAGGAGUGUGCCGAAUUGCCACCGCGGAUGGCAGGGGCAGUCUGUGUGCCGUUAGGGCGGCAUGCGUGUUUCUGCGGCAGCGGCAAUUCAGCGGCAGCUUCUGUCUUCAACCAGAAGACACUUCGCUAGUCUCUCUCAGAAAAUGGUGGUACCUCUGUAACACUGACAGAUCCCUGUCCUGUCCCUGGCUUUUACUUCGCUGCCCUGGAAAGCUGAACAUAGAAGCUGCCGCCGAAUUGCCGCCGCGGCGGCAGCGGAAAUGCGCGUGCCGCCCUAAGGGCACUCGGACUGCCCCCGCCGUCCGCGGCGGCAAUUCGGCUCGCUCCUUGGGGGCAAAAACACACAGACUGCCACCCCUUGCAGAUUGCUGCCCCAAGCACCUGCUUGGAAUGCUAGUGCCUGGAGCCGGCCCUGAGUGUAGGGACGGGAGCGGCAGUUUGGGGGGUCUUAGAGACAUCAGAACCCAUCUCGGGGCCAGUUUAAAAAAUACUUUUCUGUGCUUGUGAGCACCUCUUUGUGCCCUCAUUUCCAGAGACACCGAGAACCAGCAGUUCCUGUUAGCUCCAGUUCGAUUUCAUACAUUCCAAGGAAAAAAGGGACCAUUGUGACCUUCUAGUGUGACCUCCUGUAGAGCACAGGCCAGAGACCUGCCUGAACAUAAUUCCUAGAGCAGAGCUUUGAGAAAAGCAGCCCGUCUUGGCUGAAAAAUUGCCAGUGAUGAACAACCCACCAGGACUCUUGGUAAAUUGUUCCAAGUCCAGCUGUGGGUGCUCAGCCCUCCUAGAAAUCAAGCCCUUGGUACCUCCCAGACUUCUCUGAUUGUAUUCCCAAAGCAGAGCUAGGAGAACCUGGGGCUCCAUGCAGAGUAUUUCUCCCGGAAACGCCAGCCCCUCAGGGACCAUGAAGUGGUGCAAGGACAUCAGCCUCUGCAAUGCAGGCUCCAUCACAGCCCCCGCUUGGUGCUAUUGCAUUAGAAGCAGCGAAAUCCCCAGCUGUCUGAACCCACUUCUGCAGCAACACCUAAAGAGUCAUCACUAUCCCUCUUUCCUGCCAUCGAGGGGCCGCAAGGAACACUCCAUAUUUACUAAUCAAACUCAACUCAGUGCCUGCUAAGCCAACAGCUACAGUGUAGGACUAAGGUAGCAGAAAAAAAGGGAAGAGAUGGGGGCCGGGAGCGACUGUGUCUGAACCUGAGGACUGAGGUAUAAUAGUGUCUGCAUGCGUCUCGCCCACAGAAUUCCUUUGUACAUUGAAAAUGGGCCUUUCACAACGUUCUGCCAAAGGGCCUCACAUUCAUGCACUGGCUUUGCCUUUGCAAGCAGAAGGGGAAGUGCCUUUUCCUCCUUAUGCUUUGUGUCUGUCUGCAACCUCUGACCCUCCCUUCAGAUGCUGUUAGGCUUACUGGCCUGUGAUUGCCAGGACUGCCUCUGGAGCCUUUUUUAAAAAUCAGGGUUGCAUUAGCUACAUUCCAGUCAUCUGAUAGAGAGGCUGAUUUAAGCAAUAGGUUAAAUACCACCAUUAGUAGUUCUGCAAUUUUAUAUUUGAGUUCCUUCAGAACACUUUGGUGAUACCACCUGGUCCUGGUGACUUAUUACUGUUUAAUUUAUCAACUUGUGACAGAGCCUCUUUUAUUGACACCUCAAGCUGGGACAGUUCCUCAGAUGUGUUGCCUAAAAAGAAUGGCUCGGGUGUGGGGAUCUCCCCGUAUCCUCUACAGUGAAAACCAAUGCAAAGAAUGUAUUUAGCUUCUCUGCAACACCCUUGUCUUCCUUCAGUGCUCGUUUAGUACCUCGAUCACCCAGUGGCCCCACUGACUGUUUGGUGGGUAUACUUAAAAGAAAUGUUGCUGUUAGUGUUUGUGUCUUUGAAUUCGUUCUUGGCCUGCCUUAGCAUACUUUUCCACUGACUUGGCAGAACUUAUGCUCCUUUUUAUUUAUUUUUCAGUAGGAUUUGACUUCCAGUUUUUGAAGGAUGCCUCUAACCACUUAUUUUAUUCUGCUGUUAAGCUAUGGUGGCAUUUUUGGAGGGUGAGGGUACAUAAGAACGGCCGUACCGGGUCAGACCAAAGGUCCAUCUAGCCCAGUAUCUGUCUACCGACAGUGGCCAAUGCCAGGUGCCCCUGAGGGAGUGAACCUAACAGGCAGUGAUCAAGUGAUCUC